This is a messenger RNA of Camellia sinensis, 366 nucleotides long. The record is from RefSeq and is a predicted model, not a curated record. NCBI's taxonomy places the organism in Eukaryota, Viridiplantae, Streptophyta, Magnoliopsida, Ericales, Theaceae.
AUGAUCAAAGACAAAAAUGUGGUUGCACAACUUAUUAGAAGAGCUGAAAGGGCUGGCUUCAAGGCAAUUGCUCUCACUUUGCCGUCACAUUUGACAUUGAAGAACUUUGAGGGAUUAGAUCUUGGGAAGAUAGAUAAGACCAAUGACUCUGGACUAGCCAGACAUCUUGCCGAACAAGCUAACCAGUCUCUUAACUGGAAGGAUGUAAAGUGGCUUCAGACGAUCACCCAUUUACCAAUCCUAUUGAAAGGUGUUUUAACUGCUGACGAUGCAAGUCUAGCAGUACUAGCUGGAGCCGCAGGAAUAAUUGUGUCGAAUCAUGGAGCUCGACAACUUGAUUAUGUCCCUGCAACUGCUACCUUAUAA